Messenger RNA from Fusarium odoratissimum NRRL 54006, 1218 nucleotides. RefSeq lists its product as uncharacterized. The coding region runs from base 132 to 1127 and encodes 331 amino acids. Gene Ontology annotation, cellular component: cytoplasm. Lineage: Eukaryota; Fungi; Ascomycota; Sordariomycetes; Hypocreales; Nectriaceae. The record is from RefSeq and is a predicted model, not a curated record. Gene Ontology annotation, molecular function: 2-oxoglutarate-dependent dioxygenase activity. The transcript has 3 exons.
CGAGUCCCCAAAUCUCCUCUUCUAGUUAAAACCAUCGGACGAGCCCCGAUAAACUCGGGUUGCACCAUCCGAAGGCGGAGAUAUCUAAGACGCAGCCUGCACAUCCAAAUCAAUCGCUAACAAAGCCAAAAAUGUCGUCUGAACCGCUGUAUCCCGCUUAUCUUCCUACCCGCUCGGAUGGCUACAAUGCACCGGUAGCUGUGCCCCUCUUUGAAGCGGAAGAGCCAGGACUUCGGGCUGAUCCCGCCAAAGCGAAUUUGCUAAAGGGCGCUACGACCAUCAAUAUUACCCCACGUAUUGGCACUGAAGUCCGGGGUGUGCAGAUUAGUGCGUUGGGGAGGGAGGGUCUCGAUGAGUUGGCUUUGCUGGCUGCUGAAAGAGGCGUCGUUGUUUUUAGGGACCAGGAUUUUGCGGAUGUAGGGUUUGAUAGACAGAGGGAAAUUGUCAAGCAUUAUGGACCGCUUCAUCAGCAUCCCACGAUGGGAUAUCCGAAAGGUACAGGUCCGGAAUUUCACGUUGUCUAUGCCGAUGAGAAGACCGGCAACUUGAGAAAACUUCUAGGACCUCGGACGACAUAUGACCUCUGGCAUAUUGACCAGACAUUUACCCCAAACUUACCGUCGACCACCUUCUUUUGGGUCCUCGAGAUUCCUGAAUCAGGCGGUGGCGACACUGCUUUCACCUCGCUUACAGCAGCAUACGAAGCUCUCUCCCCCGCAUUUCGAGAAACCCUUCACGGUCUCAAACUUCACCACACAUCAGCCUCCGAAGGUGAAGUACGAAGAGUCGGUCAAGAACGUGCUCUUGCAGAAGCGAUCAACGCCACGCAUCCACUCGUCAUCAAACAUCCUGUCACUGGCAAACCUUCAUUAUUUGUUAAUCCCACGAUCGCUCGCCAGGUUGAAGGUUUUCUACCAGAGGAGUCAGAUCACUUGCUGUCGUUUUUGAAGAAUCACAUUCGAAGCAUGGACUUCAGCUGCAGGGUUAAGUGGGAGAAGGGCACGGUUGUGGUUUGGGAUCAGAGGGGAACGGCACAUUCUGCUGUGCCUGAUUUUCAGGAUAAUGAGAGGAGACAUAUGGUUAGAAUUAUUCCUUAUGGCUCUAAGCCGGAGCCCGCUUUCCAGUGAUCCGACUUCAAUAUCAUCGAGAAAACAUAGCAUGGCAAAGAAAAGACAGUUCAAAUUCAAUCACAGACUAAUGUACAUUGGUAUCAUCGCG